Molecule: messenger RNA, 1162 nt
Organism: Diatraea saccharalis (sugarcane borer)
Lineage: Eukaryota; Metazoa; Arthropoda; Insecta; Lepidoptera; Crambidae
Source: the annotation of a GenBank genome assembly
UACUACACUCGCAUACCAGGUGCCGACAUUAUUUGAAAUUAAAUCAAUCCUCCUACAGAAAUAUAUAACUGAUCUGAUAGAAGACUAAAGAAUAGUGUUGUGAUAUAUGUCAAAAUAUAGAUUUUAUUUUUUAAUUAUUUUAUAGCAAAUAUAUAACGAAAAAUAUUAAUUAAUUAAAUAUAAGGCCAGGAAUAAAAUAGCGUAGCUGUUAUUUGUUUUUAAAAAGUCCAUAUAAUGCAGACUUUAAAAUAUUAUUUACAUAUUGCAAGUGAAAGUGCCAGGAGAAAUUAAAAAUACUUGAAAUCUCUGUUAUAGACAUAUACAGACUUGUGACGUCAUAAUUUAGUACACAUUAAGCGUUAUACUUCCAUACAAUAACAGAAAGUAUGUUCUAAUCGUUGCUUUUUAUUGUUAAUAUUAUUUAUUUUUAUUGAUAUAAUUAUUUUUUCCCCGAUGUAUUUACGAUAUUGCAUAUGGAUAGUUUUGUAUAAUAAUAUUUACUAUUGAAAAUUAUCUUUUGCAUGUCAAUAACAGCAACCAAACAAAUUCCUGACGCAAUGCUAGUGUCGGACCUACACAAGAACUACAGGUUUUUAAACAAGUCGUUCCCAGCCGUUAAAGGAAUCAGCUUCUCUGUCAAAAAAGGCGAGUGUUUCGGUCUGCUGGGCGUGAACGGCGCGGGCAAAUCCACCACCUUCCAGAUGUUGACCGGCGAGCGAUGUCCCACUAGAGGACAAGUCUACGCCAACGGACACUAUCUCAAAGGAAUCUCAACAAAGUAUUUGAACACUCUCGGCUACUGUCCCCAAUUCUUCGGUCUCGAUGAGUUCCAAACCGGGAUGCAGAACCUCGAACUGACUCUGACGCUCCGCGGAUUGGAUACCGACGCCGUCAAGUCAGAGGCCGCGUCCUGGAUACAAGUUGUUGGUAAGCGAAUACUGUAUCUACUGUCCUAACCGCCUUAGAGUUUGUUUUUAUUAAUCCUUGUAUUAUAUUCUUAAUGAAAUUUCCUAAAAACAAAUCACUUUGUCUCUGGAACUCUGAGAUUGUGAAUCCAAAAUUAUUCAAAAUAUUAUAAUCCUUGUAUCACUUGAGGUUCACGGUACAAUUUUAUGCCCAUUAUUAAAUACUAGAUUUCCGCCCGCGGCAUCGCCCGCAUGAA